CUCGACCUUCUGGUGAAAAAGUACAAGGCAUGGCGAGCAGAUGUCGUGCCGACUCCUCCUGCUCUUCCUCAUCCAAAGGAGUCGUGGCCGAGACGGCCUCCCUCUCCAUCAACCCGACCUCUUCUGCGGAGAGCCACCAGUACUGCAGCAAGGGCUCGCGGACUACCUGUUGGACCUUUCCGUUUACUGACAGCUGCCUCAGCUUGCAGGAGAACCGGCGUGAGAAGAGUGAGGUGGCUCACCCCAAGUGCUGUUAUGGAGAGAACCUGGUGGCCGAAGGCAUCGAAGAUGAUAGCCCGGACGAUGAGAACGUCGUUGGCGAUCCGUCCGGUGGGAGCGGUGCUGCUGACAGCGGACAGUCGAAGGUCUGCGCCAGAGGCCACUGGAGGCCUGCUGAAGACUCCAAGCUCAAGGAAAUGGUAGCCCUCUAUGGCCCUCAGAACUGGAACCUCAUAGCAGAAAAGCUAGAAGGCAGAUCAGGGAAGAGUUGUAGGCUGAGAUGGUUCAACCAGCUGGACCCCAGGAUCAACAGAAGGCCUUUUACCGAGGAGGAAGAGGAGAAGCUCAUGACUGCUCACAGAUUCUAUGGGAACAAAUGGGCUAUGAUUGCGAGGCUUUUUCCAGGUAGAACCGACAAUGCAGUUAAGAACCACUGGCAUGUCGUCAUGGCCAGGAAGUAUAGGGAGCAAUCAGCUGCAUAUAGAAGGAGAAAGCUUGGCCAAGAAGUACUGCACCACCACAGACUCGACGAAGCUGCUGCAGCAAAGGCCACAGCAGCACCAAGAACAGCCUAUGGCUCUACCAGCGGCUCCUUUCCUUCCUUUCCUUUUCUUGCCGCCGUUGAUGCCUCCGCUGGCGCUCAUCACAUGCCGCACUACUCGGGGGAUUCACUCUCAAAUUGCAGUGGCUUUUCUGCUGAAGGAACACCCUUCGAUUUCUUCUCUGAUAACAAGGUUCACGAGAAGGAAAGCUUCUACGGCAACAUGUCAUCGGACAUGCCGACUGUUGAGCCCUUCGUGGGCUUUAACCAUCAUUCUCCGGUCGGCUCGGCGGUGCAGCGAUCGAGCCACUUACCCCACGAGUCUGCCACUGAGACACCAUCUGAAGACAACAGCGAGAGCAGCCACGUUGAUGCCGCAGUCUCACCAACUUUCAUAGAUUUCCUCGGAGUAGGAGCCCGAUGA
This is a messenger RNA of Musa acuminata AAA Group (dessert banana), 1184 nucleotides long. RefSeq names its product transcription factor MYB54-like. Gene Ontology annotation, biological process: regulation of DNA-templated transcription. NCBI's taxonomy places the organism in Eukaryota, Viridiplantae, Streptophyta, Magnoliopsida, Zingiberales, Musaceae. Gene Ontology annotation, cellular component: nucleus. Gene Ontology annotation, molecular function: DNA-binding transcription factor activity, RNA polymerase II-specific; RNA polymerase II cis-regulatory region sequence-specific DNA binding. Bases 30 to 1184 code for a protein of 384 amino acids. The record is from RefSeq and is a predicted model, not a curated record. The transcript is spliced from 3 exons.